AUGUUUUCCAAGAUUACAUCUCUUCUCGCCCUUGUGGCAACGGCCAACGCGCAUGGCUACCUCUCUUCUCCGAUGAGCCGAACUGGCUUGAAUGCACAAUCUGGUGCGGAUACUUGCCCGGAGUGUACUAUCCUCGAACCCGUUACAGCAUGGCCAGACCUUGACGCCGCAAAGGUGGGUCGCUCGGGCCCUUGCGGAUACAACGCUCGCGUAUCUGUGGAUUACAACCAGCCCGGCCCUCGCUGGGGCUCACAACCGGUUAUCACCUACAAAGGCGGUGAUGUGGUAGAUGUACAAUGGUGCCUCGAUGCCAAUGGUGAUCAUGGCGGCAUGUUCAGCUACCGCAUAUGCCAGAACCAAGCCAUUGUCGAUAAGCUCCUAACCCCUGGGUACCUUCCGACUGAGGCAGAGAAGCAGGCAGCGGAAGACUGCUUCCAGGCCGGCGAGCUGAAGUGUACCGAUGUUGCUGGCCAGACGUGCGGUUACAACUCCGAUUGUCAACAGGGCCAAGCUUGCUGGAGGAAUGACUGGUUCACAUGUGGCGGCUUCAAUGACGGUUCGAAGUGCAGGAGCGUCGAUAACGCACCUCUCAACUCGUGCUAUACCAGCAUCGCUGGUGGUUACACAGUCAGCUCAAAGAUCAAGAUUCCCAACUACACGAGCAACCACACGUUGUUGUCUUUCAAGUGGAACUCAUUCCAGACUCCACAGGUCUACUUGACCUGCGCGGACAUCAAGAUCACUGGCAGCGGCUCAGGCGGCUCCACACCACCCACUUCAAGCAAAGCCCCAACGACCACAACGAAACCGACUUCCACAGCGGUACCCAGCGGCUGUGCGACACCCGUUGCUACUGUAGCUGUGACAUUCGACUCCAAGACCACGACAGUCGUGGGCCAGACAGUCAAGAUUGUUGGAUCGAUCGCCCAGCUUGGUAGCUGGAACACAGCCUCUGCACCCGCGCUCUCCGCGAGCCAGUACACCAGCGCGAAUCCGCUCUGGUCCACGAAGAUCAACUUACCGGCUGGCACCAGCUUCGAGUACAAGUUCAUCAAGGUUGAGAGCAGUGGUACCGUGACGUACGAGUCGGGUGCUAACCGUGUUUAUACCGUGCCGAAGGGAUGUUCGAGCACAGCCACCGUUGCUAGCACGUGGAAGUAG
This is a messenger RNA of Alternaria burnsii, 1161 nucleotides long. Its product is annotated as carbohydrate-binding module family 20 protein. The record is from RefSeq and is a predicted model, not a curated record. NCBI's taxonomy places the organism in Eukaryota, Fungi, Ascomycota, Dothideomycetes, Pleosporales, Pleosporaceae. Gene Ontology annotation, molecular function: starch binding. The coding region runs from base 1 to 1161 and encodes 386 amino acids. The transcript has 3 exons.